This is a messenger RNA of Ixodes scapularis (black-legged tick), 1373 nucleotides long. Its product is annotated as SEC14-like protein 2. Lineage: Eukaryota; Metazoa; Arthropoda; Arachnida; Ixodida; Ixodidae. Gene Ontology annotation, cellular component: cytoplasm. The transcript is spliced from 12 exons. Bases 1 to 1242 code for a protein of 413 amino acids. The record is from RefSeq and is a predicted model, not a curated record.
AUGCACUUGCAUAUCGCUGCACUUUAUGGCAUAAGUCCGGCAGUGCUGCUCCUAAAAUUUGGAGAGAAUGUCUUUAUAACAUUUUUUUAUACUGAACGCGGUUUUAUUUUGUUUCUUCAAAAGCUCAAGUCUCAUCUCCGUGAUAUAUGGAGCGAAGAAUUCACGGAUCCGUUCCUGCUGCGUUGGCUAAGGGCUCGGGACUUCGACGUAAACAAGUCGGAGAAACUGCUGAGAGAUAACAAUAUUUGGCGGCAACGGGAAAAGAUCGACUCACUUAUCGAGACUUACGAAAAUCCAGAGGUGCUGAGGCUUUACUUUCCUGGCGGCUUGUGUAACCACGAUCGCGAAGGCCGACCCCUCUGGCUCCUGCGCUUCGGCAAUGCGGACUUCAAAGGAAUAUUGCAGUGCGUAUCAACGGAGGCGUUGGUCAAGCAUGUCACGUACAUCGUUGAAAACAUCAUCGCAGAUAUGAAGGCACAAAGCAAAAAGUUGGGUAAGGUCGUGGAUACUUCCACCGUCGUUUUCGACUACGACAACUUCAGCAUCCGACAAGUGUACAGUUACCAAGUGGUCGAGUUCAUUCGUCUCCUCAUGGUACUCUACGAGAAUUACUAUCCUGAGAUGCUUGAACAAUGUUUCAUCAUUAACGUUCCAAGCUUCUUUCAGAUCUUCUGGAAGCUCGUCAGACCCUUCCUGACUGAAAGAACAGCGGGAAAGAUCCAAAUAUUCUCACGCGAAGGAUGGCAGCCGGUUCUGUUGAAGUGCGUGGAUCCUUCCCAGCUGCCUGCUCAUUGGGGAGGAGACCUGGUGGGACCUAACGGCGACAGAGAGUGCACCCACUUGGUUCCAGCUGGAGGCGAGGUGCCCGUAAAAUACUACCUCAAGAACGGCCCUCGCGUUUCCGAGGAUCCCAAUGCCACCACCUGCUCCCUGGAACGGGGACAGAAAAUGGAUGUACCCGUGAAAGUAGACAGCAAAGGAUCAACCCUGUGCUGGAAGUUCCAAACGAGUCCCGGCCACGACGUUGGCUUCGGUGUCCUGCACAUUGCGGGAGAACACGUCAAGCCAAAGGAGAUCUUGGAAGUCGGCAAGGUCAAGUGCGAUCAGGUUGCUGAAACUGGGAGACUCUCCGCUGAGCCCGGGACAUACAUCUUCCGGUUUGACAACAGCAACAGCUGGUUUACCAAGAAGGAGCUUUCCUACGUUUUACAAGUCAAGAGCUCUGAAGAAGUUCUGCCCUGAGGAAGCUGAUGAUUAUCAUUUUCUUUUUCUUUUGCUAAACCACUAUCUCAGAUCAAAGUAGAAUAUUAUAAACAAUCUUUCAAGUACUUGAAGUUUGUACCAGCUUAAUAAAUACAUUUUUAAUCAGGUUA